AUGAACCCGGCAAAAUUACUAAGAACAGACUGUCCGGCACUUUACGCUGCUUUUGUUGUCUCCCCAAUAGUCGGGUAUGUCCCACAAAUACUUGCAAGGGAUAUUCUUCUUUCCCCACUUAUUUCGACAUUCUUCAUAAUGACAAACAUACUCAAGAUAUUUCAUUACAGCUUUGAGAGAUACUCACAAUUUCUCUUGGCACAAUAUGUUUUCACCAUCAUACUGCAUGUCUUCCUUAUAGCUAUAAAUAAGAGGCCUUUAAGUACAUAUGAGGCAAAGAUACUUGGAAAUAGAACUAUGAGGGUGAUCUACAGAAGAUAUGGCCCAAAAGGAAGUGUUUUGGGAAUAAUAUGUGUUUUUGUUUUCUCCAUAAAUCUAUACGGGACUCUCUAUGGAUCUUACGAGCAUUGUGGAAGGUUUUCAUCGGUUCUUGAAAUAGCUGUUAAUCUUUUUCAGCUUGUACUGGAAAGAGAAGAAAAGACUUUUGAGUCUCCAAAGAAAGAGACUAAAAGAUCACCGAAAGAAGUAUAUUUUUGUUGGAUAAUAGGCGAUGUGAUAAAGAUAUGGCUUAUGUCAAGCAUAAAAGCACCUAUAGUCUUUGUUGGAACAAUAGCGAUUCAAAUCUUCAUCAAUCUCUUUCUGAUUCUUUCCUGA
This is a messenger RNA of Encephalitozoon intestinalis ATCC 50506, 654 nucleotides long. RefSeq lists its product as uncharacterized. Bases 1 to 654 code for a protein of 217 amino acids. Lineage: Eukaryota; Fungi; Microsporidia; Unikaryonidae. The record is from RefSeq and is a predicted model, not a curated record. The transcript has a single exon.